Rhagoletis zephyria (snowberry fruit fly) is the source of this 2603-nucleotide messenger RNA. RefSeq names its product probable cytochrome P450 12c1, mitochondrial. NCBI's taxonomy places the organism in Eukaryota, Metazoa, Arthropoda, Insecta, Diptera, Tephritidae. The record is from RefSeq and is a predicted model, not a curated record. Gene Ontology annotation, molecular function: iron ion binding; heme binding; monooxygenase activity.
AGUACACCAAGUUCAAGGUUUUGCAACAUAAAAUUUAACUAAUACUUAUCAACGAAUUCUCAUAAGCAAAAAAAUUAAUAGAAAGAACAUUUUCUUAUCACCACGUAUGGGACCACCCUUUACGUUUUGUUGAUAAGAGAGACUUGUUGGUUGUGUUGUCAAGGAAGGUUAGCUAAACAUUUUCUAAGAGGGUGCAUUGUUUUUCAGCCCACCUGAUUUUUAGCGGCCUACGCAUUACAAAAGCAAAGUUUUCUGGUGGAUAUACAUAAAUAAAUAUGUACUUAUGUGAGUUCCAAAACAUAUGUAUUUCGAAAGUUCUGCUGCCUAUAAGAGACAUUUUAUAGGGGUUUUAACACCUAAACAAAAAGCGAAAUAUACUUAGAGGGUAUUUCUUUACAUUAAAAGCUUAAAACUUAAGUCAAAGCUAAUUGCCAUGGCGAUUUUAAUGGAAGAAUUUUGUCAAACUUACAAGUGACAUAAUACAAAAUUUGUCAGUUUAGAAAUGAUGCGCUGCAAAUAUACACAUGCCUUUUAUUUACCUUUCAUCAAUAGCAGGAGAAAAAUUCUGCUGUAAAGUAAGUACUUUCUUAUCAGAGUUAUCGCUCCCUCUUUUCUUCUAUGCCACUGUACAGAUAACAUUUUUAUUUGAAAUUCGCAUCAGCUGCACAAGCUAUGUAUUUGUUUUUCAGUGCACUGGUACUUAAGCAUUGCAUCCGACACAUUUUCCUAUCAGUUCAAAUUCCUAACUCGAACGCAACGCUUUCAACGCAAAGCGCUAUAAAAUAAAGCAAUUAAUAAACGUGCAAAAAAUAUUUACAUAUAUAAAUACAUACAUGCACACAAAUAAAUACACUUUCGGUGAGCGCGCUUCUUUGUUUAUAUUUGAGCAUUAUUUAGGCGAGUAAAACUCUAGGCAUAUUUGAGAAUGUCAGCAAUUUGUAAGGCCCGUAAUGCCGGCACGGCUGUCGUACGAGUGUGCAAGUAUGGAGGAAAACAACAACAACAGUUGCAGAAAAGUCAAAUUGCAUUGCAGUCGACACUAAGCAAUGCCAAGAUUGAAAGCGUGGAAACCAAAUCAUCCCAAAAUACAUUUAACUUCGAAUGGCAGCAAGCGCUAUCCUAUAAAGCAAUUCCCAGACUUACGCGAUAUCAAAUGUUCCGUGGUUUCGUAAAAGGAGGUGAAUUUGUCAAUCUCUCGCUAAAUGACUUUCUUUUUAAAUGUCGUGAGAAAUUUGGUGAUAUCUAUCGCAUGGCUGGUGUUAUUGGGCAACCAGAUACGGUCGUACUUUUUAGUGUAGACGAUUUCGGGAAGAUCUUUCGCACCGAAGGUAAAUGGCCUAGUCGGCCCGGUACAGAUGCCAUUAGAUACUACAGAGAAUCACGAAAAGAUGGUUUCUUUAUAGAAACUGGUGGGCUAAAUGCAGAAGGUGAAAAAUGGGGCGCAUUCCGAAAUCAAGUGAAUCCCAUUUUGAUGCAUCCAAAAAAUGCCAAACUUUAUUUAGAACCAUUGCAAAAUGUGAAUUUGGAAUUUGUUAAAAGAAUCCGCGAUAUUCGCGACCCGCAUAUACACGAAGUGCCGGACAACUUUUUUGAAGACAUCAAUCAUCUUGCCUUCGACUCUAUUGGAGUGGUUGCGCUGGAUUAUGACUUCGGUUUAACUCGCAAAAAUCCCGAUUCAAAAGAUGCCAAAUUACUUUGCAAGCAUAUGAGCGCAUUUCUAAAGUCCAUUUAUGAUUUGGGAAUCAAACCUUCAUUCUACAAAUAUAUAAAAACACCAACAUAUCGACGUUUUGAAGAGUCAAUGGAUCUCAUGUUUGAUAUCACAAAUCGAUAUGUCAAUGAAGCUGUAGCACGCCUAGAAGAGUACCCUUCCACCGAAGGCGAGGAACGCAGUGUUUUGGAGAAAUUAUUGAAAAUCACUCGACAGACGGCUAUCGUUAUGGCCAUGGAUAUGCUGAUGGGUGGUGUGGAUGCGCCUUCUAGUGCGAUCGCUACUAUCGUACUGUGUAUCGCUAAAAAUCCAGAAAAGCAACAAAAACUGCGUGAAGAGCUCUUUGCUAUUUUGCCGCACAAAAACGAUCGUUUCUCUAUUGAUAAUAUGAAGCAAUUGCCUUAUUUGCGCGCCUGCAUCAAGGAAGCACUUCGUUUAUAUCCAUUGGCAUUUGGUACAGCGCGUAUAACUGGUGCUGAUCUAGUGUUGAGCGGGUAUCAAGUGCCCAAAGGGACGCCUACUUUAAUUGCCACGAAUUCCCUACCGAAUGAGGAGCGUUUCUUUCCACGACCUCGUGAAUUUAUACCGGAACGUUGGCUGCGCCAAAAGGAUGCAUCAUCUAUGAAUGUUGACGAGCAAUUGAUUGCAGAUAAUGUGAAUAAAUUUAUUAAUUUGCCUUUCGGAUUUGGUCCACGCAGCUGUGUUGGCAAACGUAUUGCUGAUCUGGAAAUGGAGUUGACAUUGGCUAACGUGGUGCGGAAUUUUCAUAUUGAAUACAACUAUCCGGCGGAAAAUGCCUUCAAAUAUCAUUUUAUAAGUACGCCUGCUAUACCGUUGAAAUUUAAAUUCGUUGAUUUGAAAUAAAUAAAUACGCUUCCUUAUUUGAAAAAAG